AUGAGCUCGGCACCGAAGGCUCUCCUCCGUGACCUAGCCCCAGCUCACCUCUACCGCUUCAAAAAACACAAACAGAACUCAGGCAUGAGAAAACUCUCCCAGAACCCCCAGGCGUGCUCGGGAGGCCGAGCCGCAUUAGCGUCUGCGCGCAGCCGCUCUCGCCCUUGGGCCCACCUCUUCCGGUUGACUCUUGGGGCGGAGCGCGCUGAAAAGAUGGCGGCGCCCGGGACUACGGUGGUUCGUGAGAGACUGAGCCACCGACAGUACAGGGCCGCCCUGAAGAAGGAGAAGCGAAAGAAGCGCCGGCAGGAACUCGCUCGCUUGAGAGACUCAGGACUCGCUCCAAAGGAAGCGGAAGAGGAAGAGGAGGCUUUUAUUGAAGCAUGCCAGCUAGAGGAAGAGAAGCUGUUGGAGAUAGAGAGGCAAAAACUACAUGAGGAGUGGUUGCUGAGAGAGCAAAAGGCACAGGAAGAAUUCUGGAUCAAGAAACAAAAGGAAGAGGCAGCUAGAAAACGGCAGGAAGAAUUAGAGAGGAAGUUAAAAGAAGAAUGGGAAGAACAGCAGAAAAAAGAGAGAGAAGAGGAGGAGCAAAAACGACAGGAGAAGAGAGCGAGAGAGGAAGCUGUGCAGAAGAUGCUGGAUCAAGCUGAAAAUGAGUUGGAAAAUGGUUCCACGUGGCAAAACCCCGAGCCACCCUUGGAUAUGAGAAUAAUGGAGAAAGACCGAGCGUAUUGUCCGUUCUACAGUAAAACAGGAGCGUGCCGAUUUGGAGAUAGAUGUUCACGUAAACAUAAUUUCCCAACAUCAAGUCCCACCCUGCUUAUAAAGAGCAUGUUCACCACGUUUGGGAUGGAACAGUGCAGAAUGGAUGACUAUGACCCGGAUGCCAGUCUGGAGUACAGUGAGGAGGAGACCUACCAGCAGUUCCUAGAGUUCUAUGACGAUGUGCUUCCAGAGUUCCAGAACGUGGGGAAAGUCAUUCAGUUCAAGGUCAGCUGCAACUUUGAACCUCAUCUGAGGGGCAAUGUGUAUGUUCAGUAUCAAUCGGAAGAAGACUGCCAAACAGCCCUGACUCUGUUUAAUGGCCGGUGGUAUGCAGGACGACAGCUGCAGUGCGAAUUCUGCCCGGUGACCCGGUGGCAAAUGGCAAUUUGUGGUUUAUUUGAAACCCAUCAGUGCCCAAGAGGCAAACACUGUAACUUUCUUCAUGUGUUCAGAAAUCCCAGCAAUGAAUUUUGGGAAGCUGACAGAGACAUGUACCUGUCCCCAGAUCGGACUAGCUCAUCUUUUGGAAAGACCUCAGACAGGAGAGAGAGAACGGGCCACCAUGAUGAUUACUACAGCAGGUCAAGACGACGGAGAAGUCUCAGUGCUCCCAAAAGAAACGGGGCAUCUGAGAGGAAAAGGAGAAGUAGUCACCAGGGGAAGAAAGCUCACAAGCACGUGUCCAGAAGUCGGGAAAGGCACAGCUCCCGAAGCAGAGGAAGAAAACGGGACCAGAGCCGGAGCCUCAGGAGCCGCCGGAGUCGCAGCCGCAGCCGCAGCCGCAGCCGCAGCCGCAGCCGGAGCCGCCGAUCCAGGUCCAGGAGCCGUGGCAGGAGGAGGUCAGGAAGUAGAGACCGAAAUGCCCAGAGCCCCAAAGCCAAAUAA
Messenger RNA from Chrysochloris asiatica (Cape golden mole), 1650 nucleotides. RefSeq names its product zinc finger (CCCH type), RNA-binding motif and serine/arginine rich 2 (gene ZRSR2). Gene Ontology annotation, cellular component: spliceosomal complex; U2AF complex. Gene Ontology annotation, biological process: mRNA splicing, via spliceosome. The record is from RefSeq and is a predicted model, not a curated record. The transcript is spliced from 13 exons. Gene Ontology annotation, molecular function: pre-mRNA 3'-splice site binding; metal ion binding. The coding region runs from base 1 to 1650 and encodes 549 amino acids. NCBI's taxonomy places the organism in Eukaryota, Metazoa, Chordata, Mammalia, Afrosoricida, Chrysochloridae.